UCUAAGUGGGGCUUAUAAAAAGAAUACCCGCCUCAUGCCUGUCAGAGUCCCUUAGAGAAGAGAUGGGCUCCAUCAUGGCAUUCCUCUUGUUCACCUGUGGUCUCUUACCAUUGUUGACUGAAGCUACGGUUGAUCAUCCCUGUGUCUUCCCAUUUAUUUACAAGAAUAAAUCCUAUUCCUCUUGCACCAAGGAUGACCAUCAUGAACUGUGGUGUGCCACAUCGACUGACCAUGGCACAAAAAACAUGUUACAAUGGAAAGCAUGUUCCCCUAAAGAGUAUGGAGGUAAUGAUGGUGGACGAGCCUGUGUCUUCCCCUAUGCGUACAAGAACCAAACCUUCUAUACCUGCACCAAUCUAGAUUCGCAUAAAGGGAACUUCUGGUGUGCGACAACAGGGAGCUAUGACAAGGACAAGAAAUGGAGCUACUGUGCUGAUACCAGACUUUCUGCCAAUUCUCAUGGGCCGUGCGUCUUUCCUUUCAUCUACAAAGGCAAAUCCUACUCAUUUUGCACAACAAGUGGGGCAUCUACUGGAAAGCUCUGGUGCUCCCUCACCAGCAAUUAUGAUACAAACCCCAAAUGGACUUACUGUGAUCCUUCAGAACCACGCCCUUGCACCUUCCCUUUCAUUUUCAAAGGGAAAUCCUACUCUGCCUGCACCAUGGAUGGAUCUGGUGAUAACACGCUGUGGUGUGCCACGACUGCGAACUAUGACAAGGACAGUAAUUGGAAGGCAUGUGCCCUUCAAGAAUAUGAAGGGAACUCCAAUGGCCAGGCCUGUGUCUUCCCCUUCACCUACAAGGGCCGGAAAUUCUUUACCUGCACCAAUGAGGAUUCUGAUCAUGGCAGGUUCUGGUGUGCAACAACAGGCAACUAUGAUAAGGGCAAGAAGUGGAGCUACUGCGCUGACAUAAGAGUUCAACCAGGUAGCGGCGAUGAAUGUCUGUGAUUUCAGUUAUCCAGUUUGGAUCACAACAGGUGGAUGGGUAAAAGAAAGGUCAUUGGGUGUGCCGACUAGAA
Molecule: messenger RNA, 1021 nt
Organism: Podarcis raffonei (Aeolian wall lizard)
Lineage: Eukaryota; Metazoa; Chordata; Lepidosauria; Squamata; Lacertidae
Product: epididymal sperm-binding protein 1-like
Exons: 7
Coding region: 63-950 (295 amino acids)
Cellular component (GO): cell surface
Molecular function (GO): heparin binding
Source: RefSeq, a predicted model, not a curated record